GAGUCGGACGACGCCAACGAACUAUAAAAAGAGACGGAAUUCUACUGGAAAGACAUCAGUUUGUAUUCAGCUGUACUAAAACAUCUAAAACAAACAUGAAGGUUUUUAUCAUCGUCGCAUUGAUGGCUGUUGUCUCAGCCCAAGGACCUUACAAGCCAUCCUCUAAUUCGGUGGCUCCGUACAAAUCUGAAUACCCGUCUUAUAAACCUGGAUAUCCUGCUCCGGCUUACAAACCUGCCUACCCUACGCCAAGCUACAAACCAGACUUUCCUUCCCCCAAACCUGAAUACCCAGCACCAACUUACAAGUCUGAAUACCCUUCUCCAGCUUACAAACCGGCCUACCCAUCAAAGAGCUACGACUACCCCCCAAUGCCGUACAAGUUCGAAUGGGCCGUUAAGGACGAUUACACUACCAACGAUUACGCCCAUGAAGAGACCAGUGAUGACAAGGGUCAAGUAACCGGCUCUUACCGUACUCUCCUUCCUGAUGGUCGUACUCAAGUGGUCAACUACAAAGCGGAUGACUACACUGGAUACAUAGCUGAUGUCAAGUACGAGGGAGAAGCCAAGUACCCCACUGAAUAUAAACCAGCUUACAAGGCUGCCUACCCCGAGCCAGCGUACAAGCCAGCCUACUCCGAGCAAGGAUACAAGCCUGCCUACCCUCAACCUGCGUACCCUGCUCCAGCAUACAAACCCGCCUACCCAACAGCCAAGUAUCCAGCCUACCCAGCUCCUAUAUACCCAGCCAGAUAUUAGAAUAGAAUGUCAACCUAAACACAAGUGUCAAAUUCAAAUAAAAAAUAUUUUAAUAAAUCAUAAUGUUAUGGUGAAA
Molecule: messenger RNA, 837 nt
Organism: Daphnia magna
Lineage: Eukaryota; Metazoa; Arthropoda; Branchiopoda; Diplostraca; Daphniidae
Product: adhesive plaque matrix protein
Cellular component (GO): extracellular matrix
Source: RefSeq, a predicted model, not a curated record